CGCUAAUCGAUGACGCAACACGACUCAUGACGCUUGCAUUCUUCUGCUCCAAGAGAUUUCUGUGGUACUUCGUCAACACUUCUCAUGCGCUCCAAAUAGGUCACGUGGUUGGGUUGCUAUGCAACGACUCCACGCAACAAACUCAAUUUAAACAGUCGCAGAAAUGUCGUCCAAUUUCUCAGCAAACCAGUACAACGAUGCCUUCAAGCCUCAGAGGCUGCAGAACUGGUGUCAGCCGAAGCAACCCACCAAGGUUAUGACAGCACUUUUAAUAUGUUUGCAGACGUACCAUUCAAAGGCAUCGACAGCACGGCAGGGCCGCACUACGUUUAUUGCAGAUAACAGAGGAUAUCUGCUCCAUGGAAAGUCAAAGAGAGGCAGCGCCUGGCCUGACUUUAAAGGAACAUGGGAUCUACCUGCUCGUAUACCAGCGCAGAGAAUCAACCCCACCGCCCGCUCUCAAGAGGGUCUUGCAAGACUCAAGGCUUGGGGCUUGGACCCUCAACACGUAGACAAAUCUGGGCCACUAAGAGGCAGCAAAAACACACGUGCCUCGCAGGAUGCUAGGAAGCAGUGUGACUCACUCCAGUCCAUGUUGAAAUCUGGUGGCGUACAGCAGGAUGGUGCCGUCUCGGACUCAUUGGCCCCAUCUGCAGCUGACGCCCAGCAAGCGCCUCAGAGCCGUCCCGUUUCUGCAGACACAACUGGCAAACGGGGACAGCAGACGCAGGCAGAUGAGGUAUCAUCUGUCAAGCUGCCUGCCGCCGACAGACAAAAGGAUGGCGAAACUGUGACAAGCAGGCCGCAGAGCCAGAAGGCAAUAUGAGCUUCGCGGCCGGUGAUAGCAGAAGGCCACCAUGCAAGGCCAAAUUCUGGUUCGGUGCCAGCCUUAACAACCCCAGAGGAAUAAAAAUAGCAAAUUCAUAUCAUCCCCUUUUCCAAACUGGGAUGAUUGUACUGUACUGUAUUCUAGGACCUCUCUGAAAUGUAGUAGCUCUCUGGUCUCUUUAUCUUAACAGCUGUCCAUUUAGAAUGCCUCUGAGCUGCAAUCUAGAAAAAAAAAAAAUGGUUCAAAUAAAAUACGCAAGUGUGUUGUUGUAA
This is a messenger RNA of Syngnathus acus (greater pipefish), 1101 nucleotides long. RefSeq names its product cilia and flagella associated protein 126 (gene cfap126). Lineage: Eukaryota; Metazoa; Chordata; Actinopteri; Syngnathiformes; Syngnathidae. Gene Ontology annotation, cellular component: ciliary basal body. The coding region runs from base 164 to 826 and encodes 220 amino acids. The record is from RefSeq and is a predicted model, not a curated record. The transcript is spliced from 5 exons. Gene Ontology annotation, biological process: cilium organization.